Molecule: messenger RNA, 651 nt
Organism: Mixia osmundae IAM 14324
Lineage: Eukaryota; Fungi; Basidiomycota; Mixiomycetes; Mixiales; Mixiaceae
Exons: 4
Coding region: 1-651 (216 amino acids)
Source: RefSeq, a predicted model, not a curated record
AUGACAGCAGGCCCGUGUGUGCAUAGCCCGACGACGAGGUGCAUGCCAAGGCGAACAUCAGACGCAUUCUCUGAACGCCUCGGUAGAUCAUGUAAAGGCCUGAUCAUGUCACAACGAGAACCUCUUGCUGGCUAUCCAUGCCUUGAUCGUCCGUCCAGCGAUGAGAGCAAGCGGGCUGUAGAUGAUCGCACUGACAUCCUACAAUCACUCUGCGUCUCUUUCGUCGUGGCUAAAAGUCGAGUCACGGCACAAGCAGAGGGUUCGUCUGACAUCUAUCGGCUCUGUGGCAGACUCACUUUGAGGAAACCGAGCGCAUCGGCUCGUUCCCUGAAGCACUGUCUGCAGAUGUUGAGACCGUACUUCCGGAUCAGGCCCGCUUGGUGGGAGCAUACUCGGCUGCGAGAGAUCGCUGUCAGCUUCAUCUGCAGCAUCACAGCAAAGCAUCAACUCACCAGCCUCGGCUGCCUUUGCCGUAGGUUCGCGGGCGCGAGUACCACACUGAUUGAUGACUGGAAAGCCGGACGCAUUGUCAGCAGGGGUCAUGUCGAGUCCGGUGAUGGCUACGCACGUCAUAUCGUCGUUGGCUGCCUCUCACCCGAACCGCUGGCGCACCUCGGCGACCGGGGAAGAUUCGACAGGAUUAAGGUGUAA